CGGCGACUCACCACUACCAACCCACGCCCCGAGUGAGAUCCUAAGAAGAGGAGCUGUAGCCAUGGAGGAUAUUAAGCAGGGAGACGGCAAUAGCGCCCAGAGUGCCGCCACCACGGCCCAGCACUCCGACUUCUCGAGCAUGCAUGCCCGUCCCACCGUCGCCGAUCUCAGCGGAGAGAACCAUUUCGCGCAGGUCGCGCGGAAGAACUGGCUGAACUCGACAAAAACACCAAAAGUGCGCCCCCUGGUUGUCAAGGAAGAGCUAUGGGACGAGCUGGAGAAGUCUGGCUUCGCGUAUUCGUCGCUCCUCGUCUUGGAGAAUCUACAGCUCCUCGAGAGGUACCUGUGGCAGGGCUUUACUGAGGAUGCGUCGAAUCAUCAUCUCUUGCUGUUGGCGCUGAUGGUCAACGUGAAGAGGAGAGAGAAUCUGGCAUCUUGGGAGCACUUUACCAGCAAGCCAGAGGACUUCUCGAUUUUCUUCCGUCGCAUACUCUCUAUGACUGUCGACCCCUCGCAUCCGACAGAGAUCCGGACACAUCUCAUCUCGUUCAUCAUCGGCGCAUUUCAGUCCUUGGACAGCGGCAUAGUGCGAAAGGAGUGCGCGCCGCUUGUCUCGAUAUCCAUGUGGCUGAAUCUUCAUUCAGAUUCAGCCCGACAGGAGCUUUUCGAGCAAGAGCCCAAGCUACGGAAGGCAUGGCGAGCAUCCUCAAAACGGUUUGAGAGUGGAGACGAUGAACUCAAAGCUCGGCUGCGCUUUGAACGGUCAUGGCUGUACACGCUCAUCAUCGACUUCUUCGAUCGGCUAUACAACAGCUCAAGAGACACCGCUAAGGACAACUUGGCGUAUUGCGAGCGCUUCAUUGAGCUUCUAACUGACUUGCAGAGCCAGCUGCCAACCAGGAGAUAUGUCAAUUCGUUACUGCGAGAUCUCAAUGUCCUUCCGGCGAUCAAGUUGUCGCCUAUGUACACGGACGAGGACAAUGGUUUAUUCAGAGAUCUCUUUAAUCUCUUGAGACAUUUCACGUACUUUCCCAUCCAGGACCAGACGGGCAGGCAAUUGUCGAAGCUGGAGUACGAUCAGGAGCACUAUGCAGCGCUUGCAAAGUUGCAGAGGGUGGGCUAUGCAGCGUUCAAUGAGAAACUUACUCUACUAGCCCUUGCGCACUAUGGCAGUGUCGGCAAUAGAGAAGAGUUAGAGGGACAUCUGCGUUCACUCGACGACCCGGAGCUUGUGGAACUCUGCUCUCUCAUGGGUCUACGAACUGAAUACCCCAAGUCAUCUUUUCUAGUCCGGGACAGGCCUUUCUUUACUGAAGUCUUGGUGUCCGUCCAUGAGCGCCGACCUACUUUCAAGGACGCCAUACGCGAAAUGCGCAUCCUACCCACUGAACGGAUUUUGUACGAAGGGACUUUUCUGCGGAAUGAGUCUUACACUGGGUCAAGGCCACUCGCCAUCCCGAAGCUCAAUCUCCAGUACCUCACCAUGGGCGACUUUUUGUGGAGGUCCUUUAUCUUGUACCGAUGCGAGUCUUUCUACGGUAUCCGCAAAGAUAUGGAAGAUGUGGCCAAGCGGAUGCAACCGCGAGGAAAGGGCGUCAACUCGAAGUUUACCGGAUUCUCGAGAAUGGCUGUUCCUAUUUCGAAACCCGCCAUCGUGGACGUCGCGCCAUCACGCGUUGGCGAGGACCACCCUGCUCAUGUUCGUGCGGAGGUGAUACUAGAUGUCAGCCGUCUCCAGUUUCCCGUACGGAAGGAGUGGGAGUCGCUAAAGCCCGACGAUAUCGUGUUCCUGCUCGCCGUUGAGGGAUUAGAAGAUGUAGAGAUGCGGAAUGGCCACCAUGAAGAGCAGAAUACCGGGGAAGAGCUAGGCCUACGGAAGCUUAGGUGUGCGAGUGUCGUUCAAGUACAAGACGAGAACGGACGGCCUCUUCGUGAGCUUGCUCACGCUAAUGGACCGCCUCCUCGAGCUCGACAACGAAGGCUCAUCCUUCAUCUGGAUGCGAAACAGUACAAGGACGACAUGGACCGUGUUGCUCAGGGGCGGCCAGACGUCUACGAAAACAUCAACCUUAUUGUGCGCCGACGAGGCCGAGAGAACAACUUCCACUCCAUCCUUGAUUCCAUCAGGCGUCUCACUCUAUCCGACAUUCCAGCACCCACCUGGCUUCAGGAUGUCUUCCUAGGCUAUGGUGAUCCUGCCUCUGCUACCUACAACCGACUCCCUAACCGCCUGAAAUCGAUAGACUUCCGCGAUACCUUUCUGGACUGGCAACACCUCAUCGAAAGCCUCCCCGGCAAAUCCAUCGAACCCCACGAAGACUUGCAAUCAUCCUUUGGGCCUCCAUACGUCGUCUCCUUCCCCGCAGCUGAACCCGAAGCCAUGCCUGUACGACCCUCGAAGAAGCGUCGUCGUGAUCAAGUCGAGGUUGCACAACCUGUGCAUGAAUCUCUGCAUGUCUCCACAUACAAGCCUCCGAAUACAGGGCCCUACCCUGGCGAUGCACCCAAGCUCAACAGGGUCAGAUUCACCCCUGCUCAAAUCGAAGCGAUAACUUCAGGAACCCAACCUGGUCUCACUGUUGUGGUCGGCCCGCCGGGUACCGGAAAGACGGACGUUGCGACCCAAAUUAUCUCUAAUAUAUACCACGAUUUUCCGGACCAGCGGACACUGCUCGUUGCACACAGUAAUCAGGCGCUCAACCAGCUCUUCCAGAAGAUUGUGGCGCUGGACAUUGAUGAGCGCCACCUCCUGCGCCUGGGCCAUGGGGAAGAGGAACUUGAAACUGAAGCGAGCUUCAGCAAGCAUGGCCGAGUGGAGAGCUUCCUGGAGAGAAGAGAGUGGUAUCUCGCAGAGGUUGAUCGCCUGGCGAAGAACUUUGGGGCGCCCGGUGCUCAUGGGAGUACGUGCGAGACAGCAGAUUACUUCAAUCUUGUCUAUGUGAAGCCCGCGUGGACGGGGUAUUGGGACAAUGUCCAGUCCCCGGAUUCCAGCGUCGAGCAAAUCGUCGUCGAGUUUCCAUUUAAACACUACUUCGCCAACGCACCUCAGCCGCUGUUUCCUCCAAAUGCUUCGCGAGAGGAGAUUCUGGAUAUUGUGCGAGGUUGCUAUCGUCAUGUCGAGAAGAUCUUUGCGGAGCUCGAGGAUAUCCGCCCUUUUGAGAUUCUGCGCAAUCCGAGAGAUAAGGCAAACUAUCUUCUUAUUAAGGAGGCUCGCAUUAUUGCCAUGACAUCAACGCAUGCGGCGAUGCGACGGCAGGAGAUCGCGUCGCUGGGCUUCCACUACGACAACGUGAUCAUGGAGGAAGCAGCGCAGAUUACCGAGAUCGAGAACUUCAUUCCACUUGCUCUCCAAAAUCCGCAAGAUGGCGAGUUGCCACUGAAGCGGAUUGUGCUGUGUGGAGAUCAUCUCCAGAACAGCCCAAUCAUCCAGAAUUUAGCGUUCAGACAGUAUGCUAAUCUUGAGCAAUCGCUCUUCCUGAGGCUGGUUAGACUGGGUGUUCCCACGAUAAUGCUGGAUCAACAAGGGAGGGCAAGGCCUUCCAUCGCCACGCUGUAUAAGUGGCGAUACCCUAAACUAGGCAACCUCCCCAACGUCCUCAGCUCGAGAGCGUUCCAGCUUGCCAACCCAGGCCUUCGAUAUCCAUACCAGUUCAUCAAUGUUCCGGACUACAAGGGCAAGGGUGAAGUGGAACCCACGCCCCAUUUCAUCCAGAAUCUGGGGGAAGCGGAGUACGCGGUUGCUUUAUUCAUGUACAUGCGACUACUCGGAUAUCCAGCCAGCAAAGUCAGCAUCUUGACGACGUACGCAGGGCAACGGGCGUUGAUAAAAGAUGUGUUAGGCCAUAGAUGCAAGGGAAACAGAUUAUUUGGGCUCCCCAGGAUCGUAGCAACGGUAGAUAAGUAUCAGGGCGAGCAGAAUGACUACAUCAUCCUCUCCCUCGUCCGCACACGCUCCAUCGGCUACCUGCGCGACAUCCGCCGUCUCACCGUCGCGCUCUCGCGCGCCCGUCUAGGCCUCUACAUCCUCGGCCGUCGCUCCGUCUUCGAAUCCUGCUUCGAACUCAAACCGGCCUUCGACGUUCUCUUAUCGCGCCCCGACAAGCUCUCCCUCGUCACCGACGAACUCUUUGGCGAGACCACUAGGACUGAGGAUCAAGAUGCGGAUAUAGCGACUAUGGAGGGGGUGGAGCAUUUGGGGAAGUAUGUAUAUGAGAUGACGAAUGCGAAGGUUGAACAGUUGAAGGCCGGUGGGAAGAAGGGGAAUGUGCAACUUGCGGUGGAGGAUGUGAAGAUGGAUGGGGUAGGUGUGGAUGAGGAUGAGGAUGAGGGGGAGAGGGAGGAUGAGGUUUUUGUUAAGGAUGAUGAGGUGGUUGAGUAAAAGACUCUCUUGACGCACCCUAGGAGGGAACCGUAAAGCGCUGGAAUCGGAUUUGCGCAGGUGGGUACAAUUUAG
Lindgomyces ingoldianus is the source of this 4453-nucleotide messenger RNA. RefSeq names its product P-loop containing nucleoside triphosphate hydrolase protein. The transcript has 3 exons. Lineage: Eukaryota; Fungi; Ascomycota; Dothideomycetes; Pleosporales; Lindgomycetaceae. Bases 62 to 4378 code for a protein of 1438 amino acids. Gene Ontology annotation, molecular function: mRNA binding; helicase activity. Gene Ontology annotation, cellular component: catalytic step 2 spliceosome. The record is from RefSeq and is a predicted model, not a curated record. Gene Ontology annotation, biological process: mRNA splicing, via spliceosome.